CCGUCCCGUCCGUCCGUCGUUCUCACCAUCAUCACCCGACGCAGCGCGACGAGGAGGAAGCGUGGGGGGGCGACGCCGUGCGGUGGCGGUGCUGUUCUUGUCGUUUGCAGAUUUAGAUCCGACCCCCAUUUCGUCUUGCUUUCUUGCAAGUUCUCCAAGAUGGUUGCUCAGGAGUUCACUGUUGAUCUGAAUAAGCCCCUCGUCUUCCAGGUUGGUCAUUUAGGUGAAUCUUAUCAGGAGUGGGUCCAUCAACCCAUUGUGAGCAAGACAGGGCCUAGAUUUUUUGAAAGUGACUUUUGGGAGUUCUUGACCCGUACCCGAUGGUAUGCAGUUCCUAUCAUUUGGCUUCCUGUAGUAUGCUGGUGCAUCUCUAUGUCUGUGCGUAUGGGCCACACAGCUCUUGAGAUAGGUUUACUGGUGAUUAUGGGCAUCUUUGUCUGGACAUUCCUGGAGUACUCUCUGCACCGUUUCAUUUUCCAUAUAAACACGAACAGUUAUUGGUGGAACACUGUACACUAUCUUAUCCAUGGAUGCCAUCACAAACAUCCUAUGGAUGGCCUGCGGCUCGUCUUUCCACCAGCUGGAACAGCUGUUCUCUGCAUUCCUUUCUGGAACCUGGUCAAGCUCAUGUCUACGCCUUCUACCACUCCAGCAUUGUUUGGGGGUGGUUUGCUGGGUUAUGUGAUAUAUGACUGCACCCAUUACUACUUGCAUCAUGGACAGCCAUCCGUUGAAGUGCCGCGAAAUCUCAAGAAAUAUCACUUGAACCAUCAUUUCCGCGUACAAGACAAAGGCUUCGGGAUCACUUCAGCACUGUGGGACAGAAUCUUUGGAACGCUUCCUGAACCAAAAUUGGCAGAGAAAAAAAGAUAAAGCCACUAACGCCAUUCGUUAUUUGUUAAUUAAUAUCUAGCAAGUUUAGGGUGGCUGCAAGAUAUAUUUUAGCCAAAAAAACAUUCUUUCUUCUUCUAUCCAUUCAUUUGGUAAGAUAUUGCCCUAACUUAUCUCGUCGUGCUUUCAAUCAUCAUGGGCGUGUCAAGUUUGUCCUUUCAGUGUUGUGGUGAAGAGUUCUGUGUAUAUGUCUCUGCUCUAUCAUUUUCGAACGAGGAAGUUUCCAGUAUUUAUCCAGAUGCAGUCUUGUUUAUCA
Messenger RNA from Syzygium oleosum, 1147 nucleotides. RefSeq names its product dihydroceramide fatty acyl 2-hydroxylase FAH1-like. Gene Ontology annotation, molecular function: fatty acid 2-hydroxylase activity; iron ion binding. The coding region runs from base 160 to 873 and encodes 237 amino acids. The transcript is spliced from 7 exons. NCBI's taxonomy places the organism in Eukaryota, Viridiplantae, Streptophyta, Magnoliopsida, Myrtales, Myrtaceae. Gene Ontology annotation, biological process: lipid biosynthetic process; fatty acid metabolic process. The record is from RefSeq and is a predicted model, not a curated record. Gene Ontology annotation, cellular component: endoplasmic reticulum; membrane.